AUGGCGACCUACAUCUCGAAACGAACCGAGUCACGGACUGCGGCCAUGGCGACCUAUAUCUCGAAACGAGCCGAGUCACAGACGCAGUCCGUGUUCUUCAAGCUCAGCGCUGAAUUGCGCAAUGAAGUGUACUACUACGCAUUCAGCAUGCAGGACCCCGAAGCUACAGAGAUCUAUCUCUGCCCAAAAGACGCUCGAGUCGGCACGAAGGACAGCUUCGCAACCAAACAUGAGGGUAUCAACCUCGCGCUGCUCGCAACAUGCCGUCGGAUCUAUCAUGAGGCCGUCGGAGUCUGCUACGGUAUCAACCCGAUCGGCAUCGAUCGUAACAUGAUGGACCAGCUAUAUAUUCAGUUCAGUGGCGCACGACUUGAAAACAUUUGGACAUUGCGUAUGCACGUUGCAACCUCCUGGGCUCUGCCGGGUGUGAGCAGUACGAUCUCGAGAAAUAUGCCCGGUGUCGAAACGUUGGAUCUGGUCUUUGACAGUGGCACUGAGGCCGAUUUCUUUCGGGAAUUGUGUCGUCCGCAUGUCGUCCACUCGAUUUUCGUGACGGCCGUCAACACGGUCUCUAGGGCCAUCAGCAAACUCACAGCAGUCUCAAAGAUCACACUGACGGUUGGCCAUAUGACUGACUUGUACCCUGAACCGCACCAAGCAGAUCGCACCGCAGUGCCCCGCAUGCAACGAGAUUCGAUGGAAACGUCAGGCCUCCUCCGGGCUCUGGAAGAGGAGCUCAAUGCUUUGCUCCCAAAAAACAAAGCUAAGGCUAAGGCAGCUAAGGCAGAGGAGAGCGAAGUCAUUGAGUCUGAGGACAAAGACUGA
This is a messenger RNA of Cercospora beticola, 825 nucleotides long. RefSeq lists its product as uncharacterized. The record is from RefSeq and is a predicted model, not a curated record. NCBI's taxonomy places the organism in Eukaryota, Fungi, Ascomycota, Dothideomycetes, Mycosphaerellales, Mycosphaerellaceae.